Molecule: messenger RNA, 1506 nt
Organism: Colletotrichum scovillei
Lineage: Eukaryota; Fungi; Ascomycota; Sordariomycetes; Glomerellales; Glomerellaceae
Product: GliA
Exons: 6
Coding region: 1-1506 (501 amino acids)
Biological process (GO): transmembrane transport
Molecular function (GO): transmembrane transporter activity
Source: RefSeq, a predicted model, not a curated record
AUGGACGCCGCAAAAAGUCAAUCUACGAAGGUGGAUUCUUGGUUCUUCCAAAACCUGGAUGAUAACACAGAGCCUUACUUGAGGCGUAUUUCGACCGGAAAUAACACACUCUCGGAUCGUUUGCAGUUCAACAUUGACGAUGGACAAAGGCUUACGGACCCUAUCAAGCCUGAUGAAGAUGAAGGAAAAUACCCUGAGGGCAUUACGCUAGUGCUAAUCAUACUUGCACUAGCACUAGGUCUUUUUGAGUUCGCUCUCGAUGCCACCAUCGUUGCCACCGCUAUCCCCGUCAUUACCACCGAAUUCAAAGCCCUCGCAGAUGCCGGCUGGUAUGGCUCUGCAUAUCUGAUGACGAUUGCGAGUUUUCAAGUGCCAUGGGGCAAGCUGUAUAAGUUCUUCAUUCCAAAGUGGAUCUUCCUGGCAGCGCUCAUCAUCUUCGCCGUUGGAAGUGUCCUCUGUGCCAUUGCCCCCAACAGUGCCUUCCUCAUUGCCGGGCGUGCGGUUCAGGGCAUUGGGGCUGCUGGUUUAACUGGCGGCGUCUAUGUAAUCCUGGCGCUCGUCACGCCUCGGAGCAAAACGCCGAUCUAUCUAGGCGCAUUCGGUGCCAUUUUUACUGGUGCGAGUUCACUUGGGCCUAUUAUCGGCGGCUUCCUCACAGAAAAGUUCUCAUGGAGGUGGUGGGCACCAUGGAAGAGCAUUGUGCGUCAGAUGGAUCUGAUGGGUGUGGUUCUUAUCACCGGCAUCAUCGCUCUAUUUGUCACUGCAAUGGAGUCCGGAGGCAUCAAACACGAGUGGGACUCUGGCUUCGUCGUCGGUACGCUAAUGGGAUCGAUCACUAUCGCCAUGCUCUUCGGGUUUGAGCAGUACUUCAUGAAAGAGGACGCCCUUUUGCAAGCAAGGUUCUUGGCCAACAUGAAGAUCGGCUUCCUCUGCGUAUUCGCAUUCAUGCUCAGCUCGGUUGCGUACUCAAUCCAGUAUAAUCUGCCAGUCUACUUCCAGGCAACCAAAGGAUUUACUCCCGCACAGAGUGGUGUCAACGUUCUUCCCCUGUUGAUUGGUGGAGUUCUAGGCUCUACGCUGAUCCUCACUCUUGACCCGGACUCUACACCAGUUCAGUACCUACUAUACCAGCUCAUAGUGGCCUUUGGCUAUGGCUUAGGAACCCAAAUUCCAGUCUUAGCUGUCCAGGCUACAGUCGAUGUGCAAGACGUGCCCCAGGCCACAAGUAUCGUCCUCCUAUUCCAACUUCUCAGUGGUGCACUUGCGGUAUCAGCAACUCAGAACCUCUUCAACAACAUCAUGUUGCAGAAUGCUCUGCGAAACGUCCCCAGUCUCACCGCUGCCCAGAUCUUGGCCGCGGGAUCUACGGAUUUGAAGAAACUCUUCUCCGCGGACAUUGCUCCUCGAAUAAUUGCAGCGUACACGGAAGGUCUUCGAGCAUCAUGGGCUAUGGGGAUUGGAUUCGCUGGCGGUGCUUUGAUUUCUGGGGUGUUUGUUGGAGCUUGA